This is a messenger RNA of Notodromas monacha, 410 nucleotides long. The record is from the annotation of a GenBank genome assembly. NCBI's taxonomy places the organism in Eukaryota, Metazoa, Arthropoda, Ostracoda, Podocopida, Cyprididae.
GACUCGAUCAAGUUUUACAAAGCGACGAGGUCAUGGAAAACCAUGGAUUGCUUUUUGUUACUGAACCUGGCAGCGGUUUCAAUCGAGGUCGAAUGAAAAUCGGCGAAGAAUCAUGGGCGGGAAAAGUUGGAAAAUAUCGGGUUGACGUCACCGUCAUGGACAUGGAUGGCGAACCCGGAUACCUGAGUAGUACCGGAAGUUACGAGCUUUGCGUACAGGACACAAACAAUAAUCUUCCUGAAUUCAUUGUGCCGGACCCCGAACACCGAGAAUUUUGGAUCCCAGAAGACUAUGAGCCCAAUCCGCAAAACGCUAUCAUCGACCCGAUAAGUGGAGACUCGAUUAUCUUCCGUGCUAAUGAUGCUGACGAUGACCCGGAUGAAAUCGAGUUUUUCCUCAUGCCAACUGAA